AUGCGACCUUCGAUAUUUUUGGCGCGUAAAAGUUCAAGCAGGUUGUUUUGCCGGCGUGGGAUUGGCUCGGCGGCGCGGCCUGCGCCCGCCCCGCCGCUGCUUCCCGCCGGCAGGGGGCGGAGCCGCCGGGCUUGCCGGGGCCUCCGCUUAAAGGGGCCGCUCCCCGUGCGGCGGCGUGGCUCUUCGUCACUCCGCACCCCGCCUGAAGGAUCCCCGGGUGAGCGGGGCCGCUCUUCCCGCACCCCUGGCCGCUACUCCGGCAAGCGCCCGAGGCGACCCGGAAUGCCGGUCCCACCGCGCGGCCACGUUUCCUCGGGGAAGUCGUAGCCGGUGGCUCCCGCCGCGCUCAGCACUUCCUGCGCCGCCCUCACCCCCCCGCCGAGGCCGGCAAUGGCGCGGCCGGCGGCCGCCUACGAGGUGGCGGUGCCGCCCCGCCCAGCCUGCGCCUACACCAGCUGCUACUGUGAAGAAAAUGUUUGGAAACUUUGUGACUACAUCAGGAGUCGGGAUCAGUACCCUUUAGAAGAAUUUUAUACUGUUUUCAUAUCCAAUGAUCGGAGGAUGAUUCCACUCUGGAAGCAGAAAUCGGGACAUGGAGAUGAGCCUGUUGUCUGGGACUACCAUGUCAUUCUACUUCAUGUUUCCGGCGGGGAGCAGAACUUCAUUUAUGAUCUUGACACAGUGUUGCCGUUUCCGUGUCCUUUUGACGUGUACAGUGUGGAGGCCUUUAGGCUGGAUGACAGCCUUCAUCCAGAAUUUCACAGGAAAAUCAGAAUGAUUCGAGCAGAUUUGUACUUGAAGACGUUUGCUUCAGACAGAUCUCAUAUGAAGGAUGCAAAUGGGAAGUGGCAGAAACCUCCUCCUUCAUACCCUUGCAUCGAAACUGCAGACUCCAAGAUGAACUUGGAUGAUUUCAUCAGUAUGAAUCCUAAAGUGGGAUGGGGCUCAGUGUUAUCCCUUCCGGACUUUGUGCAUCGAUUUGGCAGACAGGCUGAUUAUGGCUAUUCCUCGGAAGGACGGUGAAGUGAAUGAAGUUCUCCCUGCUUCUGUUUUGAGAGGGUGCAUUUUGUUUUGCUGCUCUUGCAUUGUAUUUAUGGUUUACAUUUCUUUACAUGGAAUAAGUAUUUGGGCAAAUAGAAUACCCAAUCAGAAAUGUCAUGAACUGAAUAAAAAACUUUUAUUUUGAUUAUGUCAGAAUGAACUUGGUUUUUAAUAUGUCAAAUCAAAGGCAGGUAUCCCACCAUAAGUAUAUUCCUUUUCCUUCUGCUGUGCCCAAAUUGGAAAGAGCAUUUACAUGCUGUAAGAAAAGCUUUUGGGAAAAUAGGUGCAUAAACUACUACACAAUGUAGCUCAAAUUGCUAAAUGUUGCCACAUUUGAGAAGAGAGAUACAGUAUAGUUUUUUAAUGUUAUGGUUUUUAGCCCUUACAGAAACAGAUGGUGCAUCUCAGUUUAGUCACUAACUUUAUUUAGCAGAAGCCUAAAGGUCAGACCCACAAAGGGAAUAAAGAUUUAGUAGUACAAUCUCAAACUCCCAAGCACUAUGUAAAACCAGGUGAGUACCUAAGCAGCUUUUCUGUGCUGUACAAGGGGGAGAAUUAAAUGCCUGUCAUUUCACUUAAACUGUUUCAGUGCUGAUGGUUGCUGGAAGAUGCAGUUGCUUUUCCUUCUUACACUGG
Grus americana (Whooping crane) is the source of this 1677-nucleotide messenger RNA. RefSeq names its product N-terminal glutamine amidase 1 (gene NTAQ1). The transcript is spliced from 6 exons. Lineage: Eukaryota; Metazoa; Chordata; Aves; Gruiformes; Gruidae. Gene Ontology annotation, cellular component: nucleus; cytosol. The record is from RefSeq and is a predicted model, not a curated record. Gene Ontology annotation, molecular function: protein-N-terminal glutamine amidohydrolase activity; protein-N-terminal asparagine amidohydrolase activity.